ACGACCAAAGCAGACGGCGGUGAAAAUCGCUCCGUAUUAUAACUUAUUUUUGAAUCGUGUUUGCGAGAAAGAAAGGAGCAGCCAUCGAUGGACAACUGAGAGGAAGAGGAGGCCCAGGAGGCAUCAGGCAUCGGCGGAGCAACGUUACAGGUCAACAUGUAAACUACAACUCCGCUGUUGCGCAUCAUGUACCGAUAGCAUCGCGUACGGAUCCUACGUUUUCGUGCCGGAUAAUUUCCAAGAGCGCACGACGCCGGAAAUUGAUCCCACUUUCGACACUACAAUGUCAACCAACAUCACUGGUUUGGCCGGAGAAACUGUUCAAUUAUCGUGCAAAGUGAAACAUCUCGGAAACAGAACGAUCUCGUGGGUGAGACAUCGCGACAUCCAUUUGCUGACAGUUGGUCGUUAUACUUAUACGAGCGAUCAGCGUUUCGAGGUGCUGCACAAAUUCCACCCAGAAGAAUGGAUCCUUAGAAUACGAUAUCCGCAGCGAAAGGAUUCUGGGAUCUACGAGUGCCAAAUAUCUACCACUCCACCCAUCGGUCAUCCUGUUUACCUCACUAUAGUCGAACCCGUGACGGAAAUAGCCGGCGGGCCAGAUCUGUUCAUCAACAAAGACAGCACGAUAAACUUAACGUGUUACGUGAGACACACGCCUGAGCCGCCAUCGACAAUUAUUUGGAGUCAUAAUCACCAAGCGAUUAACUUCGACUCGCCGAGAGGUGGCAUCAGUCUGGUAACGGAAAAGGGACCCGUGACUUCGAGCCGUUUACUCAUUCAGAAGGCGAUCGAGAGGGACUCCGGCCUUUACACGUGCUCGCCCAAUAACACUCAUCCUAACAGCGUACGGGUCCACAUAGUCAAUGAAGAACACCCAGCGGCAAUGCAUCACGGCAGCGGCGACAGAAUGGCCGCGACGUUGCUUCCGGUCGUCCUACUUCUUUGGAUGAUAUUCUAGCCGACGCUCUGCACUCCGGGUUGAAUGCGCGCGAACUUAAGCGCGGUCGUCUAACUACACUCUCGCGAGACCAUCGAGCGGUGAUUCUGUUUCGCGAUUUUGUCUCCGGGGAUUCAAUUCGCCGCGACGCGCAUUCGACGCGGCUGCCUCGCGAAAGUAACGGAAUCUCAUGAGUUUCCGUCGCGUUUCUCCCGUUUUACGUCGUUAGAACGUUAGGCUGAUUGGGACGCAUCCGAGUUACGACAAAUCCGAUUGUCACACCGUCGUCUCGAAGACAUGAGCUAAGACGAAUGUUAAUGUAGAAUGUUAAUAUAUAUAAAGAAAAAUGAGGAAUGUUAAUAUAUAAAAAAAUAUAUGGAUGAAUGAUAGAUUACUGAUGACAACCAGUGAAUAUAUAUUUAGUUCUGUGCGAUCAAAUAUAAAAUAAAAUCAUAUUUUUGAAAAAUAUAGACAAAAAUUUAGUCAAAUACCUAAGCACAAAAUUAAAUUAAAUUUAAUAUAUAUAUAUUGAGAAAAAUAAUUGAUUAUAGAAAAAAAGUUCAAUUGCUCUACAACAUUUUUAAUCGCUCAUUCACUGGUUCUUCUGUUGUAAUCAAUAGACAAAAGUUGGUCUGCACUACUUUUUAAGUAUUAAGACUUGCCGAAAUUGGAACUCUCGCGAUACUUUCAAGGUCGUUGUCCAUUUUCCGAAAAAAGACAACGUCUGAAAUCUUGCUCCACUACGAAAACAAGUACGAAGUCUUUUCUGUUCCGGUAAAGAGUCGCGAGUCUUCGUUUUCGCCGUCUGGAAUCUUUACUCACGUUUCAAGAAUAAAAGAGAAUUCUACGAAGAAAGAGCGUUCUCGCAAAGGUGGAAGAUAACCGUUCUAAUAUAAUACAUGACUCAAAAAUGAUUCAACAAACAAUCCUGGAAAUUCCUCAUAUUCGCAAACAAAGAAUGCAACGGCAAGAACGCAUUGUCACCGAAUUUGCUUUGAGAGAAGACAAUAUUUUCUAAUAUUAAGAAAAUUUCGGAGAAAGCAUUUACGCGCAUUGUGUUCGAUGAACUAAACACUUUGAGAACUAAAAAAUUAAAACAAUUUUCAGAGUUAAACGAACAACCUUGCAGAGUUGCGUAUUGAUGAUACGCAGAAUUCAUGGAAGCAUCAAGUGGAAAAAAAACAUGCACUGUCGCACAGUAUAUAUCAGAGAAGUCUCAUUUAUAGUAAAAUUAACCGCCGUGUCUACCGUUUCCAUUAAAAAGCCUCGAACACGAACGCCGCGUAUCCGUUAUUGCAGUCACUCAAUUAUUAAAUGCGCUCGGUAGACCGAGCGAUCGCUCCUGCUCGUUGCGAUUGUCAACAAUGUCUCGACUGCAACUACUCUCGAGUACAUAUUCCGUAAUCUUGUUAUUGGUUUAUUGAUUGUCGCGCACGUGAAACGAGUACUGGAGGCUUCUAUAAAACUAGAAUUUUAUUAAUUACAAAACACACACACGAAGAAGCUAUUACGGAUAUCAAGGUAAUGCUUUAAUGAUAAAAUUUCGCUCAAUAAAAUGUGAAAACUUUCAUAGGUGAAUACGGAUUAUUUUAACAAGAAUAAACAUUUAAAGAAAUUAUAUAAAUUUUUACUCGUGUAAAUAUCAGAAUGUAAAAGGUUGAAUUGCUACGUUCAUUUGCUUCAAUAUUCCUUAAAAAUUUCUGAAAAAUUCAUUAAAAAUAAUAUCAAGAUUUUAGAUUGAUCAUAAUUUUGUGAUAUUGAAUGUUACUGCGAGAAAUUGUGUUAAAACAUUGUAACUUUAGAAGAUUGGAAAACAAAUCUCGGAUAAUAUAAAUACGAGGGAGAACGAUCCGGUAAAUAGACGGUACGCGCGCCUUGUACAUAUCAGACGAUAAAACUCGCUCAACUUCGGAAGUAAGGAUAGACGCGCUGACGGCCUGCGGAACGUAUAGAAUCUCAAACUUGGAAAUUUGCGCGCGGCGAAAGGAUGGCUUUCAUGCAAGGUACGUAAAUAUAACGCGGUUUUUUUCCGGGCUCGCGAUGGUGCAACGUUCCCACGGAAAGAGGGGAGGCAAGGUUUAUUCGCCGAACUUAUAAUGGCCCGACUUCGAGGCGGAUUUUAUCCUCGUUACAGUCCGCCAGUAAAAACGCAUUGUUCGAAAGUGCAUUAGCUCUUGGGGAUUCGAACACGAUGCGCCGGGACGAUCCCGAGACUGUUUCGUUUUAUCGCCGUAAAGGGGCAUGCAUUGUGUCUCUGAGCUUGGCAGUAUUGUUGUGCCGGAAGUGUACCUCGCUUCUUCAGGACCAUUCACGAGAACGUUAUAAUGGUUUCGAUAUCCCCAGUGAUGUCCUAGCCGCCAUUAGCGUUCGUGACCGAAUUUUCUUUUGUCAACGGGACCAUGUAAUCGGAGCGCGUCCGAUCGCCGAUAUAAUUGGCGUUAACAAUCGGCGCCGGCGUGCACAAACAAACGGUCCUAUAUAGUUGCUGUAUAUAUACUGUGUUAGAAGCGUAAUCGUAAGAAUACUUCAGUGCCAGUCUUUCACCUAGCUUGUAAUGACGCCGAAAUUCAUUGUAUUUCGAGGAUUUCACGUAUGAUGCAUACACGGAAUGCGUUUUUUAUAGAAGCCGAUAUAUGUGCGCGCCUAAGAGGCAAGGAAAAUUGAAUAUCGAACAAAAAUAUAGAUUAAGUGUUACUCAGCGUUUUCCCCGAUCAAAACCUUUUUCAUAAGUCUGUACAUUUUCGCCGAAUUAGCGUUGCGGAUCGCGUCAGAGAAUUUUAUUUCGCCAUUGUACGCAUUUAAUAAAAGAAUGAAAAAAAAGCUGACUCGAUAGCGAAUGACGGAUUGUAAAUAAACGACCUACGUUACCUAUUCUUGAUUAAGUGUAUUCUCAUGCCGCUUGGCAAUUGCGAAUUUUCGUAAUAUUACCGCGAUCUUUCUUUGCUCUUGGUUACCGCUAACGUCGCGUUUUCAGAGAGCAAUUUUAAUUAAUACUCGAGUCAACGGACGCUAAUUACCUUCCUUUAUGGCGCGAAGAUUCUUUCACGCGUUCCUUUUCGCUGCUUUGUAACUCGAGCCGGUCACUCAGCUCGUUAAAUUUCACUUGUCGCGACUUCAACUUGGACCACAACACCUCUUUGACUUUUUAAACACAAGGGGUUUGUAUUCUACGUGUAUAUCUCUGUACUUGCAAAUGCAUAUGAUUUCUUAUUGUAGUGAUUUCUAUUGUAGUA
Linepithema humile (Argentine ant) is the source of this 4173-nucleotide messenger RNA. Its product is annotated as zwei Ig domain protein zig-8-like. Gene Ontology annotation, biological process: synapse organization. NCBI's taxonomy places the organism in Eukaryota, Metazoa, Arthropoda, Insecta, Hymenoptera, Formicidae. Gene Ontology annotation, cellular component: neuron projection membrane. The record is from RefSeq and is a predicted model, not a curated record.